This is a messenger RNA of Gadus morhua (Atlantic cod), 1643 nucleotides long. RefSeq names its product nicotinamide nucleotide adenylyltransferase 1 (gene nmnat1). Gene Ontology annotation, biological process: NAD+ biosynthetic process. The transcript is spliced from 5 exons. Bases 230 to 1021 code for a protein of 263 amino acids. Gene Ontology annotation, molecular function: nicotinamide-nucleotide adenylyltransferase activity; nicotinate-nucleotide adenylyltransferase activity. Gene Ontology annotation, cellular component: nucleus. The record is from RefSeq and is a predicted model, not a curated record. Lineage: Eukaryota; Metazoa; Chordata; Actinopteri; Gadiformes; Gadidae.
CGCCCCUCGACAGUGCCUGGAGGAAGUACAUUCCGGGAGACGAAACGAAACCCCAGAUCCUCCAUCCAUUUAAUGUGCUUUAGUGUGGUUUGAAGCAUAACCUCAAACCUUACCUCACCUGUCUAAAAGAGGACGCAGAUGCUUCGUCCCUGAGGAACGCGAUUGUAUCUUCAUCUUCAGCUCUGUGUUCGCCUCUGCAUGUUGUAGUCAAAGUUCACUGGAGUAUGAGAUGGAAGUGGUCCUGAUCGCCUGCGGAUCCUUCAACCCCAUCACCAACAUGCACCUCCGCAUGUUCGAGCUGGCCCGGGAUCAUCUAGAAGACACAGAAAAAUACCGUGUGGUGAGAGGAAUCAUUUCCCCUGUAGGUGACGGCUACAGGAAGAAAGGGUUGAUUGAGGCCCGCCAUCGUGUGGAGAUGGCAAGACUUGCUACGAAAACCUCCGACUGGAUCGAGGUCGAUACCUGGGAGAGUUUACAGCCCGACUGGGUGGAGACGGCCAAAGUAGUUAGGCAUCACUUCGAGGAGCUGAAGGCUGCCCAGCGGGACGAGGACGAGGACGACACGGUGUCCUACGGGAAGAAGAGGCGCAUGGAGGAGGAGUACCCCUCGAUCAACGAGGCCAAGCACCCGAAGCUCUUCCUGCUGUGCGGGGCGGACGUGCUGGAGUCCUUCGGCAUCCCCAACCUCUGGAAGCCGGAGGACGUGGAGGAGCUGGUGGGCCACGGCGUGGUGUGCAUCACGCGCGGCGGCAGCGACCCCGAGAAGUUCGUCCACCAGUCGGACGUGCUGUGGCGCCACCGCCGAGGCAUCCACCUGGUGCGCGAGUGGGUGACCAACGAGAUCUCGGCCACUCACGUGCGGCGCUCGCUGCGACGCGGCCGCAGCGUGCGCUACCUGCUGCCCGACGCCGUGGUGACGUACGUGAAGGAGGAGCGGCUGUACAGCGCCCAGAGCGAGCAGAAGAACGCCGACGUGGUGCUGGCGCCUCUGGCCAGGUACACGGACGCCGGCCCCAGCUGAGGGCCCCAGCUGAGGGCCCUCAGCUGGGGCCCUCAGCUGAAGGCCCCAGCUGAGGGCCCCAGAUGAAGGCCCCAGCUGAGGGCCCCAGAUGAAGGCCUUCAGCUGAAGGCCCCAGCUGAAGGCCCCAGAUGAAGGCCCCAGCUGAGGGCCCCAGCUGAGGGCCCCAGCUGAGGGCCCCAGCUGAAGGCCCCAGCAGAAGACCCGGAUGAGAGCUGUGUGUUCUUGCAAAUGGACAAACAUGGACACCUGAGAAACGAUCAGGAGAGCAUUGAGUCCGGUUCGGUUGUGUUUCUGAAAGUGUUUAUCGUCCAAGGUGCAAGUUUUUUAAUAAGAUGUUCUUGAUGUGGGGGUGAAGCCCUAAUAAUUGUGGAUGUAGGUUGCUGUGAAUUUUAGAUGGAGAGUAAUAAGAACAUGCUUGUCAACACAAAAGAUUUGGAUAACUUGUCCUUUUUUAAACUAUAGGUUACCAAGUUUUUUUAAAUGCACAACUUAUUUAUAUACAUGUAGGCACAGGAAGGCUUUGAUGAAUUUGAAUAGAAUGUACUGCACUCUCUUUGUAUAUAACAUUUUUACGUCCCAUUGCAGUUUCCUAUCUGGUCUGGAAUAAAGUGCCACAAUCACA